Messenger RNA from Maniola jurtina (meadow brown), 2416 nucleotides. Its product is annotated as cysteine and histidine-rich protein 1 homolog. Lineage: Eukaryota; Metazoa; Arthropoda; Insecta; Lepidoptera; Nymphalidae. The transcript has 7 exons. The coding region runs from base 159 to 1361 and encodes 400 amino acids. The record is from RefSeq and is a predicted model, not a curated record. Gene Ontology annotation, cellular component: nucleus.
UGUCAAUAGGCGAAGAGGAGGGGGGAGUUCUUAUAUAAACACAACAAACCUUUGUUCGUCGACGAAAUUAAAAAUUGUUUUGAUUGACUAGUUUUCAUUGGUAAUAGUGCGUUUAUGUUAUAUUAAUUAUUCGAAUAUUUUGUUUAAACUCGCGCAAAAUGGCUGAGGCACCCGUGGACGAGCCCGUGCCGUCCUCUAGCAAGAGUCCCGUACCAGAGGACGCGCAAGAGGACGAAGGGCCAGCGCCCAAAAAACGUAAAACUGAUACUGAGGACACGGACAAGUUGGAGCACAGGCUCGGGGGCAUCCUGUGCUGCGCAGUUUGCCUCGACCUGCCGCAGGCGGCCGUGUACCAGUGCAGCAACGGUCACCUAAUGUGUGCACCUUGCUUCACUCACUUGCUGGCGGACGCUCGCCUGCGAGACGAGAGCGCCACGUGUCCCAACUGCCGCAUCGAGAUCUCCAAGACCUCGGCCUCCCGCAACCUCGCGGUAGAGAAGACCGUGUCGGAGCUGCCCUCCGAGUGCCGGCACUGUGCCAAGGUGUUCCCGCGCCACUCGCUGCAGCAUCACGAAGAGAAAAUUUGUGAAGACAGGCAGUACAAGUUUUCCCAAGUGGUUGUUGAUUCGGAAGCACGUAGCGUGUUCUCUGGUUUGGUUCGCAUUGUGGCCAGGCUGUACUGGCUGCUGGUGUCCGCUCUCAGGAGAACGUACCUCGUCUCUGAGCUCACGGACUCGUCGGUCAAGCGCCGUAGGUACCUCAGGGUGACGGGGUGCCGCUACGCGUGCCUGGGCUGCGGCUGGCGCGGCGCGGCGGCGAGCGCGGCGGCGCACGAGGCGGCGUGCGCGCACCCGCGCCAGUGCGCCGCCGACCUGGUGGAGCUACUGCAGCAGCGCGAGCGCGCCGCCGCCGACGCCCUGCUGCUGCACACCCAGCUGCUGGACCUGCUCUCCUACGAGAAGAUCACCUUCACAGAUUUGCAGCUGAAGCCGUACCGCACAGAGGAGCUGCACAAGCUGUACUACGAGACGUCGCGCUUCUCGGCCUUCGGGCACCAGUGGCUCGUGAAGGCCUUCGUCAACAAGCACCAGCGGGACCCCACGCAGAGCGCUCAGAGGGAGAUUACGUAUCAGCUGAUCCUGAAGAGCAAGCCGCCGUCGCCGGUGGGCGUGUGGUGGGUGUGGGUGCGCGGGCCGUUCGGCGAGGCGCGCGUGGCGGCCGCGCUCGCGUCGCACGCCUUCCGCGAGGACGAGGCGGCGCCGCCGCGCGCGCUGCCGCUCGCCGACCCCGCCGACGCCAACCGCCUGCUCUCCAACAAGGCCAUCCACUUCAGGUUAAUUAUGUUCUUGUCGGCGAAAUGAUCUCAAUAUUUCCGCGCUUUGGACUGACCAAAGAUCGAUGCGGUUCAUCUGGUUUACAAAUUAAAGCUUAUCACCCACGUGGCUGCGGCGAACAUACCCAGGACAUUCAAGUUCUAUGAAUGCAUGCGAUACCGUGUUCGGCGCGAACCGGUGUGCGGUCAGCUUUAUACGCAACCACAUCGAUUUUUAAUCAAUGAAAAAAAAUAGUUUAAAUUCUAGCAAUAAAUAUAAUUAUUAUUUUAUUUGUAAGUACUUUAAAUUGCACAUUUUAUUUUUCAGAUUAUGUUUAUUUUAUUAAUGGAUUUUAAUUUUUAAGAGCCUUACAUAUUGUAUUUUUAUAAAAGUCUGAUCACAAACUUUUUAUUAGUGACUAUAGAAGUUGAGUACAAAUUAUUUAAUAUAUUGAAUUGCAGCCCCAAACAAGAGCUGUUAUAGAUUCAGUUAGAAUUAUUUUAGAUUGAAAAAUGGUUGAAAUUGAUUCUGCGGAAUGAUUGGUUCUAGAUAAAAAAUAUCUAGAUAAUAGAUAUUUAUUUAAAUUUUAGUUUUCAACCAGCUGCUUUUCUACUAAUAACCAAAUAAUACAGACUCCUUCCUACCUGACUACACUUUUAAUUGGACAUAAGUUGGACCUGUUACGUGAAAAUAAUCGAACUCACACAGAGUUAAUUUUAAGAUCAUAAAGUAUACUGAGAGUUUAAAAUUGACUCUGUAAUGGUUUACACUAUCGAUAUUCGACGAAUUAAUUUGGCACACUAUUCGAGAUACAGCGAAUGUUUUGUGUUUAUAUAUUUUGUAUUUUUAAAUAAGUUUGGCAAAUCAACCGUCCGACGACAUCUUCUAGAUAAACGCGUCCCAUCUUGGCCACAUCAUCACUUUUCAUCAGGUGUGAUUGUGGUCAAGCGCUUGCCUAUAGGCAGGCAUUCAUCCAAACUAAUACUUAAAUGAGAAAGUGUGUUUAUCUGCUCGUUUCACGGCCCAACAGUCUAACCGAUUUUGAUAAAAUUUGGUACAGAGUACAUUACAUUCCGAGGACGGACAAAGGCUACUUUUUGUCC